Messenger RNA from Mizuhopecten yessoensis (Yesso scallop), 2141 nucleotides. RefSeq names its product zinc transporter ZIP10-like. Gene Ontology annotation, molecular function: zinc ion transmembrane transporter activity. Gene Ontology annotation, biological process: intracellular zinc ion homeostasis; zinc ion import across plasma membrane. The transcript has 8 exons. Lineage: Eukaryota; Metazoa; Mollusca; Bivalvia; Pectinida; Pectinidae. The record is from RefSeq and is a predicted model, not a curated record. The coding region runs from base 39 to 2039 and encodes 666 amino acids. Gene Ontology annotation, cellular component: membrane.
CACAACCUACCAUUUCUUCUGAAACACAUCAACAUGGGAUGCCUAAUGAUACCUCUUCAGAUCACGAUCAUCACGACCAUGAGGAAUUGUCUAAAGAGACCAACCUCGAAGAUCACGAUCAUUACGACCAUGAGGAAACUUCUAAAGAGACCAACCUCGAAGAUGAGUUAUUAAAUGCGCAAAACCUUUAUGUUACAUAUUUGAUUAAUAGAUUCGGUAGUGAUGGUGUAUUAAACUAUGACAGUAUUAUACAUAUGUUGGAGAGCCUGGGGAUAAAUCUUAAAGUACCAGCAAACCACUCCCAUACUGAACACUCUCAUCAAGUACCUGAUAGUCAUGCCGGACAUAGUCAUGAUGCAGAUCAUUCAGAGCAUAUUCAUGACUCAGAUCACGAAAAACAUAAUACAGAAACAGACCACAAAGAUCAUCAUCAUGAUGGCUCAGAUCAUGAAAAUCAUGAUCAUGACUCGGAUCAUAAAAAUCAUGAUCAUGACUCGGAUCAUGAAAAUCAUGAUGACCAUCAAGAUCAUCACCAUACACAUUCUAAUAAUACAAGUGUAAGUAGUCAUAAACUUUCAAAUAACUCUGAUCAUGAUGUACGUAGACGUCGCUCAAGCAGUCUUGUGAGGAGGCAAAAAAGGAAGAUACAAAAUGAAUCGGAGGACUCUCACAAUCACUUAGAGGGAGGUGUUGAAUCUCAGGCAAAUAAUAAAAAGUGUGAUGACCUGAUCAGCCGGUUUCACAUUCACCGGGAUGAGACAGUGACAACUAACCGGUUACUACAGAUGUGUCCAGGGAUACUGUUCACACUCUCCCGGGCCGAGUGUAGGAAAAAGGUCACUGACCAUCAAGCCCACCCAGUCAAACAGGCUAUCAAUAUCGCUUUCAAAGAUAUACCAGCAGAAGUGUGGGGAUAUUCAACCAUUGCUGUUGUGGUCAUCAGUUUGGUUGGGCUUCUUGGUGUAGCCGUUGUCCCUAUCAUGCAGAAAGUCUUUUACAACCACCUGCUCCUGUUCCUAGUGGCUCUGGCUGUGGGGGCCCUAGCGGGGGACGCCUUAUUACAUCUCCUACCACAUGCACUGCAGGGUGGUCAUGACCACAGUAGUCAUGGUAACAGUGAGGCAGAUAACAGCCACAAGACAGCUGUCCUGAAGGGUCUGUGCGGAAUGGGUGCUAUUUUCCUCUUCUUCACCAUGGAGAGGGUGCUGUCUAUUGUCACAGACCUCAAACGCAAGCACCAGAAGAAAGGGUCUGUGUUUGUGAGGGAGUCCGGGGAUUUAGCUGAUGACAAUACAAGCAUUCCACUGACAGAGUGUGGUGCCAUGCAUGUCACUGACCCUGACUGUAAGGAGCAGAUCAUGGGCAUCCAUCCAGGACAAAAAGCCCUCACCAACUUCGCAGAGUCAUCCCAUAAGAAUUGUUCACGUGACCAUGAGGACCACAAUGACAAGGACAAACAGUUUGACAUGGUUGAUCAGGAGAACCCCAGUUCCGUGCUCAGCCAUUCCCAUCAUCAUCAUGGACACUCCCACAUACUGCCAACUUCUGUGGCGUCCAUUGCAUGGAUGGUCAUUCUUGGAGAUGGAAUCCACAACUUCUGUGACGGGUUGGCGAUCGGCGCAGCCUUCUCAAACUCCAUAACUGGUGGCUUCAGUACAUCUGUGGCCGUUUUCUGCCAUGAGCUACCUCAUGAAAUUGGUGAUUUUGCUGUGUUGCUGAGGGCAGGAAUGACGGUGAAACAGGCGGUCAUGUAUAACUGUGUGUCCUCCAUCCUCGCAUUGGUUGGCAUGAUAAUUGGUGUUGCUGUUGGAAAUUUUGGGGACUCCAUUACCUGGGUGUUCGUGUCGGUGGCGGGCAUGUUCCUGUACAUAGCACUCGUUGAUAUGUUGCCCGAGUUAACCGCAGUGGACACGCGACAAGGUGAACAUCCAUUUUCCCACCUUCUCAUCCAGUUAGGCGGCAUGAUCCUAGGGGCAACCAUUAUGCUCAUCAUCGCUCUGUAUGAAAAAAACUUGAUGAACAUCUUGGAACCAGUGUAAUUUCUGAAGCCGCUAGCACAAUGUUCGUGGAGAAGUGACCAAGUGAGGAACUGUUAUGGAUCUGGUAUAACUGGGAAACAGCCAGCACAGGGAUCAUGAAAC